GAAAUGUCGAUAUUUGAUCAUUGACAGAUAACUUCUAUUGAAUCGACCUCAUCCAGACACGAGAUGGUCUGUUUCCACUGCACUAAUUUAUAAACGUUGACAAAACAGAAGCGAAGUGAGUGAAGCGAUGAUGAACUCAGGCAUGCACAAGCCACCUGUGGCCCCAAAGCCAAAGCUGGCCCAGCCCCAGAGGCCAGGGCUGUCUCCCUCAACCCCCAGAAGAGACGGCCUCUCGCUCUCGUCUCCUGGCACACCGAGGAGGCUUAAACCAGUACUGGCCCCCAAACCCUGCCUCUCCAAAGUCACCACUGCGGUGGAAUCCAAACCACUCGCUUCAAAGAGCCUGCACCAAACAUCUGUAACAGAAUCCCCACGGACCGAAGGCCUUCUUAACUCCCAAAAUGGAAUACAGCAAGAGAACAAAAAGCCAGACUGGGAUUAUAUUAUUCCUAUUUGUCUGUGUAGCCAUGAAAACUGCAUGUGCAUCAGGAACACAUCAGCAAACAAAGAGAAAAUGGAGAAAUACUUGAAAACAUUGCAUAAGGGUAAAACUGAAGAAAACAGAAAGUUUCUCCCUACAUCUCGAGGUACUGUGGAUAACAGCGGAGAGAAAAAAGACAAUAAACCUCUUCAAGAGACAUUUACUUUAGACAAAAACCUCAACACAGACAUCGGUACUGGGACUGUUAGGCCAUCCCUUCCUCACAGAACAUGGAGUGAUGAGGCAAAUGGUAACGUAAUACUUCAGAGUGCACCUGGGCGAGGACCAGAGGAAGAUGCUCUUGGCUCAGAGCAAAUAUCUUGUGCGCCCCAACCCAAACCAGUCUCAGCAGCCCCUAGGAAACCCAUCCCUGUCCCUGUCCCUGUACCACGGAAACCCAGGAUGGCUGUGCUGGACCGUCAGGAAAAGGUGGAGGAGGAGAGGGAAGAGAUUAUAAGCCCGGAAGGGAGGGAAAUGAACGUCAAAGAGGUGAAGGUGUCAUCAGAGGGGAAGGGAAGUUCAUCGCCGCCUGUCAGUAUACCUGUUCCAAUUUGUCUGUCUGCGAGAAAAGCCUGCACUGGGCCAGCCCCUCCGCCCAGGAAAAAGCCUUUCCUGUCUGCACCUGACAAAGCACCAACCUCUGCUCCUCGGACACUCCCAAAGGAUGUGGAGGAGGAAGACCUGGGUUGGGACAGCAGCAGCCAUGAGAUGGAGGUGUCGGUUGACAAGGAGGAUGGAGAGGUGGAGAAGGAGAAGGAAGGAACGCAUGAUCAGGAAGCAGUCUACACUUCUAGCAGUUCGCUCAAUCAGCCGGAGCUCAGCCAGCCUCCUGCCAUCACUGUGGCAGCAGAGGAUGGGGUGGUCAAGGUAGCUCCGAAGAAGCCCCAGAGACACAGCAGCCCGAUGGCAUGGAUGCAGAAGAAGGAAUUCUCUGAAGAGAAAGAAGAGAGGAAAUUGGGAGAUAAUGAGCAAAGAAAGACCCUUCCUAAACAAGAUUGUGUUUUGAAGGAGAGAGUAAAGAGGGAGCUGCCUUUGCCUCCAGACAAUAAAACAAGCAGAAACCUCUUAACAGCUGGAACCCUCAAGCAUUCUCGGUCCAGCCGGAGUAAACAGAAAGCCAAGUCGUUCUCUGGUGCUGACCUAAUUCGCUCUGAGGGACAGAAGAGGAACUCUUUCCGGAAACUGCUGGACCUGAAGCUCUCAGUGAAGAUGCUUCCCAAGCUGAUAGUAAAAGGAGACCAGAGCCCAGACUGCGCUGCGAAUAAUAAUGAACAAAGUGUGGACAGGGAACAAGACGGAUGUCAGAACCUCCACGAGUAUCUCAAGGCUGAACGUAAAUUCUCCUGCCCGCUGAUUGGAGUAGAGCAAAGUGUGGACGGAGAUGAGUUUUCUGCUGGAACAGAACAAUCUUUUUACUAUGAAAACAUACCUCACUAUGAGGAGAUACCAGACUACAUGAAUGUCCAUGUUGGAAGGUCAGUGACUUCAGUACCUCAGGCCUCCUUCCCGCAGCCUACAGCCUGGCAGAGCUCAAUGUAUAAUGAUGAGGAUAUUUAUGAGGAGCAGGAGCCAUAUAUGUCCUAUGAGAGUAACACUGGACACCAAAAAUGUCAGACACCAACAGAAGAUAAGAGAAGCUCUGUUGAUGAGGAGGUGGCACCCCUGGAUGAUGGCCCCUCGGAUGAAGACAUCUUGGCCAACACCUCAGAUGAGGAGGAGGAGGACGAUAACAGCUCCAUCUCAAGUAGAGGAGACCCUGAGCAGCCAGAGGAGAAUAUGACACAGAGUGGACAGAAGAAGAGUAAGAUUCACCACAUCGCCACAGAAAUUAUGAGCUCUGAGAGUGUGUUUGUUGAUGUCCUGAAGUUGCUUCAUGUUGACUUCCGUGAUGCGGUGUCCAAAGUGUCUCGUCAGAGUGGGAAACCUGUGAUUGAGGAGCGGCUUCUCAACCAGAUCCUGUACUACCUUCCACAGCUCUACGAACUCAACCAAGACCUGCUCAGAGAGCUGAAGCAGAGAGUGGCCAAAUGGGAUGAGAACGCUCAGCUAGCAGACAUUUUCCUGAAGAAAGGGCCCUAUCUGAAGAUGUACUCCACAUACAUCCGCGAGUUUGACAAGAAUGUGACUCUACUGGAAGAGCAGAGUAAGAAGAAUCCAGCAUUCAGCGCAGUGGUACGGGAAUUUGAGGCCAGUCCACGCUGUGCCAACUUGGCUCUGAAGCAUUACCUCCUGAAGCCUGUUCAGAGGAUUCCACAGUAUCAGCUGUUGCUCACAGACUAUCUAAAAAACCUGGCUGAAGACUCAGGCGAUUACAAGGACACACAAGCUGCCCUUGCAAUUGUUAAAGAGGUGGCCAAUCAUGCCAACGACAUCAUGAAACAAGGGGAUAACUUCCAGAAGCUGAUCCAGGUGCAGUGCAGUCUGAACGGCCACCAUGAGAUAGUCCAACCUGGGCGGAUCUUCCUGAAAGAGGGCAUUCUGAAGAAGCUGUCCAGGAAGGUCAUGCAACCCAGAAUGUUCUUCCUGUUUAAUGACACAUUGCUGUACACCACCCCUGUUCAGUCAGGCCAGUACAAGUUCAACAACAUGUUGUCUCUGGCUGGGAUGAAGGUUAGCAAACCAACCCAAGAGGCCAGUCAGAAUGAGCUGAACAUUGAGAGUGUAGAGCGCUCCUUCAUUCUCUCGGCGAGUUCGGCCACAGAGCGAGAUGAAUGGCUUGAGGCCAUUUCCAUGGCGAUCAGUGACUACACCAGGAAGAAAAUCAGUUUUAUAUCUGGCAAGCCCCUAGAAGAGUUAGAGCUGAGUGAUUGUGGUGUUGGUGCUCCUUUGGGAUCCAAAGCCCCCAUAUGGAUCCCUGACCUACGGACCACGAUGUGUAUGAUCUGCACCUGUGAGUUCACCCUAACAUGGAGGCGACACCACUGUCGUGCAUGCGGAAAGGUGGUGUGCCAGUCUUGUUCCUCCAACAAACACUGUCUUGAAUACCUAAAGAACCAGUUAGCACGAGUGUGUGACCAGUGUUUCCUUCUUCUUCAGCAGCAGAAAAGUGAACAAGCCCUAUCAGCAGCUGUAUCCCCUGGAAACAGAGCUACCUUUGCUUUCUCCAGGAAGCAUAAGAAGAUACCUGCGGCCCUCAAAGAGGUGUCAGCAAACACAGACAACUCCUCCAUGAGUGGGUAUCUGCAGAGGUCAAAGGUCAAUAAGAAGCAGGGGAAGAGGCUGUGGUUCGUCAUCAAAGACAAGGUCCUGUACACGUACGCUGCAAGUGAGGAUGUUGCAGCCUUAGAGAGUCAGCCCCUGUUGGGGUUUAUGUUGAAAGCAGAUUCAUCACAGAAGUUACAGUUUAAGCUUUACCACAAAAACACGCUUUACUACAUUUUUAAAGCUGAUGACGUCCAAACUGCACAGAGAUGGAUCGAAUCUUUCAAAGAAGCCACGGUGCUUUAAUAUCGGUUAACAGUGUGUAGCUGUUCAACAUACUUUUUUGCCCUUGCCUGAAUUUUUUUUUACCUCAGUGCUCUCUGAAUUCUGCAAAAAGUAUCUGGAGACACCAUAUUGCAUUGAAAUAAAAUCCAAAUAUAUUAUUUUAUUGCUUUUAUCAGACAUACUGUAGUUACCCUUUACAUUAUUUUAACAGCACUCCUGUGGAGAUGGGAAUUACCCAUGCUGUUUGUAUGUUAAUAUGAAUCAUUUCCACCAGGAUUUAUGCAGUUUUAGCUACAAUUUAAGAAUCAUGCUACAAUCAUCUGUAGCUAUUUUAGAUUUUUAUGUCUUGAUUUAAACAUUGUAAUUUUCUAGUAACCUGCUUGGAUCGCCGUAGCACAGAUUUGUAAAUAAAUUCCCUUUGUCAAUAGAUUUGUAAUGAAUACUGUCAUAACAUGUUGAUCCACAUUUACCAAAUAAUCUUUAGAGGUCAAAACAAAUCAUAUGGAUGUUUCUUGUUGUUUGGGAAUGAUUACUUUAUUUCACCUUAGCUUUCACCUUACAUUAUUAAGCUUGUCUGUAACUUUGAGUCUAACCCAGAGUCUUAAUGGUAUAUCAGGGGAAUAUUCACUGUACAAUAAUGUGUAUUGUACUUAACUCAAAUGGCUGUACAUAGAUUAUAUCCCUACACACUCUGUUUCCAUGAAUCUCACUUUAAAUUCUGUCACUGUAAUACAUUUUUUGUUUUACUGUGCUUUUUGUCAUGGUCAUCAUGAGUGAUGGCUGCACAUUACAAUGGUGGGAAAGCAAUGUGUUUUAAUGGUCAGCAAAUGGGGAAAUAAAUGACAUAAAUAAUUAUUGUACUGUAA
Siniperca chuatsi (mandarin fish) is the source of this 4773-nucleotide messenger RNA. RefSeq names its product FYVE, RhoGEF and PH domain-containing protein 6-like. Gene Ontology annotation, molecular function: guanyl-nucleotide exchange factor activity; metal ion binding. Gene Ontology annotation, cellular component: cytoplasm. The coding region runs from base 128 to 3928 and encodes 1266 amino acids. The transcript is spliced from 21 exons. Lineage: Eukaryota; Metazoa; Chordata; Actinopteri; Centrarchiformes; Sinipercidae. The record is from RefSeq and is a predicted model, not a curated record.